CGGUUUGAAUUCGGGGGUUGACGUCGAUAGACGCAUUCCGUGCCUGUGGCUCCUCUGCAUGUGACCUGUGUGAAUCUAACGUGCGGAGGCGCGCUCUUCGGUCUCUACAGAGACAGACAGAGACAUCGUACGUGCUGGCGUCGUUUCAUCUGAAAUUGCGCAAUCCCGACUUCCUCCACCUGGACAGACGCCGCGAAGACGCAAUCAGCACCGCGUAACUGAACAGCGACCGUUACCCCGGUGUGUGCUCUCCGCCUAAAUGGACUCUUUUCACUGAGAAACUAGAACCGCAAACGACAAUUUCCAAUGACAUCACCUGGCUUUCGCUCUCUUGGAGGUUUAUAUGGGGCUGAUGACAGCAAUGAAAGCCCCAGCACACCAAGAGCGUGGUGUCAGGCUGCCCAAAAAUUUACAGGAGACCUAGGAUCGAAAUUAUAUGCCCUGCUUAAUGUUGGAGAAAGCGAAAAAAUAGCCAGCCAGACCACCAAAGGAUCGACAGAAAACUGCGGAUGCAAUAAACCCUGUAAUUGUUCCAGAGGAAACCCUGAUUUCUCAUAUCUGUACUCAACAGAUUUACUGCCUGCGUCAGAUGGGGAUCUGAGAACGAUGGCUUUUCUGAAAGAGGUUGUGGACAUCAUGCUGGAAUACACUGUGAAAUCAUUUGAUAGGUCAACGAAAGUCAUUGACUUUCAUUACCCGAACGAGCUGCUUCAAACAAACAACUGGGACCUCUCGGACGAACCAGAAACACUGGAUGGUAUUCUGUUGUAUUGUCGAGAAACCCUAAAAUAUGCUAUCAAAACAGGCCACCCCAGGUACUUCAAUCAACUUUCUACAGGAUUAGAUAUGGUUGGUCUGGCAGCAGACUGGCUCACAUCAACCGCUAAUACGAACAUGUUCACCUAUGAGGUGGCUCCUGUGUUUGUGCUGCUGGAGUAUGUGACUCUGAAGAAAAUGAGGGAGAUCAUUGGCUGGCCGAAUGGAGUGGGGGACGGAAUAUUCUCACCAGGCGGUGCCAUCUCUAAUAUGUACGCAAUGCUGGUGGCUCGGUUCAAGAUGUUCCCUGAGGUGAAGGAGAGGGGCAUGUCCUCGGUUCCAAGACUGGCUGCCUUCACGUCUGAACACAGUCAUUUUUCAAUCAAGAAGGGAGCCGCCGCUCUUGGAAUCGGGACUGAGAGCGUUGUCUGCAUCAAGGCCGACGAGAGAGGUAAAUUGAUACCAUCAGACCUUGAGAAGAGAAUAGUCGAAGCCAAACAGAAGGGUCUGGUUCCCUUCUUCGUGAGCGCGACCGCGGGCACCACCGUGUACGGUGCCUUCGACCCACUCCACGCCAUCGCCGACAUCUGCAAGAGGCACAACGUCUGGAUGCAUGUGGACGGUGCGUGGGGAGGAAGCCUGCUCAUGUCCCGGAAGCACAGAUGGAAGCUGGACGGGGUGGAAAGGGCAAAUUCAGUGACCUGGAACCCUCAUAAGAUGAUGUCUGUUCCAUUACAGUGCUCUGCCCUACUUGUCAGAGAAGAGGGCUUGAUACAGAACUGCAACCAGCUGCAGGCCUGCUACCUCUUCCAGCAGGACAAGCACUACGACAUGGCCUACGACACCGGGGACAAAGCGCUGCAGUGCGGCCGCCAUGUCGACGUCUUUAAGCUGUGGCUCAUGUGGAGGGCUAAGGGCACCAUUGGAUUCGAAGCUCAGAUUGACAAAUGCCUGGAGCUCUCGGAGUACCUAUACAAUAAAAUCAAGGACAGGGAAGGGUACGAAAUGGUGUUUCAUGGAAAACCUCAGCAUACCAAUGUGUGCUUCUGGUACCUUCCGCCUGGCAUUCGCUACCUUGAGGACAAAGACGAGAAAAGGAGGCGCCUGCACAAGGUGGCACCUGUGAUCAAAGCCAGGAUGAUGGAGUACGGGACCACCAUGGUGAGCUACCAGCCCCAGGGCAACAACGUCAACUUCUUCCGCAUGGUCAUCUCCAACCCGGCGGCCACUUUCGAGGACAUUGACUUCCUCAUCGAGGAGAUUGAACGUCUCGGACAAGACCUUUAGACUGUGUCGUGAAAACUUCUCAGGUGUCUCCCAUGGACAAAGAAAAGUGUGUUGUUAAAGUGACAGUCUUUGGUGUGAAUAACGUUGUCUGGAGUCUUAUUUCUGUGGUUCUGUCUUGGUUUUGUGUAUGAACUAAAACAGCUGAUUUCUGCUUUGUCUGUACAGGACAGGGCAUAAUGUACAGAGAGAUUUGGCUUGUUUGGGUGCAAAAAUUUAAGCAAGUAUAUAUUGAUGUUAGCUGAUCUUUGAAAUGAUCUUCACAGAAAUUUGGCAUUUGUUUUGAAUAUCGAAAUGGUUCUGAAAUUAUAUUCUCGUUACAUUCUCAUAAUGGAUUCUCAUGCAGUAUGUAAUGUGUUUGUCAUGAGUGGAUGCAGGCAGAUUCUUAUGUCUUCACAUUGCAAAUGCCGCACAAGGCACAUAAUGCAGUUGAGAAGGAAUUUCAGUUUACAAAACAAAACUGCACAAAAGGUUCAUUCAUUCAAGAGGCCUGUGUUACAGGUAACGAAGGGCAGAGAAAACCAGUGUCUAAAUUCUGUCAAGUGACUUUGUAUCUUCCUAGCUGUCAUGAAAGUGUUUUGUGUGUUUGUAACUGUAAGGCCUUUAUAUAAUUGCCAAAACUGUGUUAGUCUCCUUCAAGAUAGUUUGCACACUAAACUACAUGUGAUUGUGGAUUAUCCUUGGCUGUUUGUAUUUAUAGGUGAAAAAAUGUGAUAAAAAAAGUCUUAAUGUGUUACAGUGCCAAUUAAUUGGAAGUUAACUGUGGGUUAACUUUUACCACCCAGUUGUUUUUGUCUUGUAGUAGCUCGUUGGUACCAUGAUAUCAUUGAAAAUCUAAGUGUCAUGGUUAGUCAUGCCUUCUACCUUUCCUUCCUCCAGAGUGGGUACAUUCACUGUUCCCAUUCUUAUAGUAAGUAAAUCUCAGAUGUAGUAAUGGAACUGACAGGUGGCUUUCACCUUGUGCUGUUGCAUGUUCGUCCUCUGGCCCGGUGAUGUAGCAAGUCAUUUGCU
Messenger RNA from Megalops cyprinoides (Indo-Pacific tarpon), 3051 nucleotides. RefSeq names its product glutamate decarboxylase 2-like. The transcript is spliced from 16 exons. The record is from RefSeq and is a predicted model, not a curated record. The coding region runs from base 307 to 2043 and encodes 578 amino acids. Lineage: Eukaryota; Metazoa; Chordata; Actinopteri; Elopiformes; Megalopidae. Gene Ontology annotation, biological process: GABA shunt. Gene Ontology annotation, molecular function: glutamate decarboxylase activity; pyridoxal phosphate binding. Gene Ontology annotation, cellular component: cytoplasm.